Molecule: messenger RNA, 2042 nt
Organism: Paralichthys olivaceus (Japanese flounder)
Lineage: Eukaryota; Metazoa; Chordata; Actinopteri; Pleuronectiformes; Paralichthyidae
Product: leucine-rich repeat-containing protein 30
Molecular function (GO): protein binding
Source: RefSeq, a predicted model, not a curated record
GAGAUGAUUUAGUGUUUUCAUGUCUGCCGGCUUGGUGCCAUAUUUAAGUUGAGGGGGAACAUGCACAGAGGCACAGGGGCCGACACGAGACAAAAUGUGAGAAGAGAUUAUGGGCAGAGGCAGCUGGUAUGUUAAAUAUCUGAAUCAUUUUAACUGCAUAAUACAAUACAAAGGAGAGCAGGUGUAAGUAACACAAGGAACAGGGUUGUGUGCAGAGUGUGACGGUGUUUGUGAGUCCCAGAGUAUUUCUGUGUGUGGGGCUAUGAGAUCAUGGCGGUGACCUCAGCUGAUUGAGCUCACACAGCAUCCUAUCCUCGGUCCUCCCCUCCCACGGUGGGUGGGGAGCACGGUGCUAUCUGUGGACAUGGAAAGUGACAGGACCAGCUGGGGAAUGAAAUCCUGUACGACAGGCAGUCGGUCUGGGAGAGUGACUACCGCUCAGUUACAGCCGUCUGCAACUCCACUCGGAGAAAACCAAGCCAGGAUUCAGAGUAACUGCUGCCAAACAUCAGGAGUUCCACAAUAACCAAGCACCUCAGUACCACUGGAGCCAUCAUGUUCUGUGUGGCUUGUUCAAGAACCCUGGAGAUCAAUCAGCAGUCAUUAUCCAGCACCACCUCUCAAUGCUCCAAUUGCUGGUGAUUCAGAUAAUCGCAUGGUGACACUGUGUUAGAGGCGUUUGACUUGAAGUUACUGUGAGGACGAUGGGUGGGAAGCAAUCUCGCAGUUUUUCCAGCAAGGAGUUGAACGAGGUGAGUAUGAGUCAAAGGAGCAAGAGUGCUUUGAGAGACGACCAGCCCAGCCUGUCCUCGGCUGCCGAGAGGAUCCGCAGACACGCCACGGUGCACUUUGGUUACAGCACUCUGAGUCUAGCCAUGCGGGGGCUCGACAAGACCCCAGCUGAGCUGUGGGAACUCAGAGAGCUCCAGAAGCUAAACCUGUCCAUGAACUGCCUGUGCUCGCUGCCCCCUACCCUGGGUGCCCUGGACAAUCUUGUCAUCCUCAAUCUUUGGGGCAACAACCUGUCGAGCCUCCCACCUGAGAUUGGCCUCCUGAAGAAGCUGCGUGUGCUCUUUGCUUGUCGCAACCGCCUGAGCGAGGUCCCCGAGGAGCUGGGCUCCUGUACCUGCCUGGAGGUGCUCAGUCUGGCCAACAACCAGAUCACGGGCCUCCCUGGCAGCUUGGCAGCCAUGCACAGUUUGACCAAGCUCAACCUUAGCCACAACCGCAUCGCUCACAUCCCCACGUGUGUGUACACUAUGAAGGGCCUGGUCUUCCUCCACCUGGCCUGCAACCGUCUAGAGACGAUUGCGGACCAGAUCCAGGACUUGGUGAACCUCAAGAUCCUCAUUGUAGAGGGGAACAGUAUCCACACACUGCCGAAGACACUGUGUUUUCUACAGUCUUUAGAGCUCCUCAAUGUUGACUUCAAUGACUUGCAAAAUGUACCAGUGGAAAUGUAUCUACUGAGCCGACUCGGGAGGCUGGCCUGCCACCCGCUGGACAAGGGACUUCACAUAAUCCACAACCCCCUCCUCAAGCCUAUUCAGGAGGUGUUGCAAGGAGGACUCAGCGCCCUCUAUAACUACCUCAAACCCACGUGAGGGACUCCUACUGCAUGUGUGUUUGUGUGUCUAUAAGAGUGUGUCGUAAUGCCACGUUGGCUCAGAUCUGACUCCUGGCAGGUGGAAGUUACCACAAACUGACCGACGGAGAUAUAUUGUCUCAAGAUGGGAUAUCUUCAGACUGAUGAAUAGAAUUCUUUUUUAUGUAAUACACAGGUUUGGAUAUAAAUAAAGAAUUAGUAAUGGCUGUGUCAUGUCUAAACAUUUGUUAAUCCACAGUGAAGCAGUCAGGACGAGUCACGCAGAUCGCACAAAGUCUAGGUCUACAUUUGGGAGCUGAUAACUAGUCGGUUGAUCUUGUUUGGCUCGUUACAGUGGGGGAGCACGGGGGAAGAUCAGCUCCACUGUCUUUUGUUGCAUUAAGGUCACAGGGAUCAAGUGGGUAAGGUCAGUGGAAAGAACAGUGGAGGGGGGCUU